Molecule: messenger RNA, 2043 nt
Organism: Myxocyprinus asiaticus (Chinese sucker)
Lineage: Eukaryota; Metazoa; Chordata; Actinopteri; Cypriniformes; Catostomidae
Product: regulator of chromosome condensation-like
Exons: 10
Coding region: 174-1433 (419 amino acids)
Cellular component (GO): cytoplasm
Molecular function (GO): guanyl-nucleotide exchange factor activity
Source: RefSeq, a predicted model, not a curated record
AUGAAAUACAGCAGCUGUGGUGAAACACGCGUGCAUUACACGUCCUCCAGGAGAACUUACUGAUGUUUACAAACCUGUUAGAGCAAGUAAAAGCUGUGAAACUGGGCAGUAUUCAAGCUUUGGUUAUCAUCUCAGCUGCUUAGUGACGGUUUUCCCAAGAAUUUAGAGUCACUAUGAUGGCGAAAAAAUCUGUAAAGAGACAAAGAGUUACAGCAACUGUGGACUUGGCGGUUGUGAAAAAACUAAAAGUUUCCCACAGUAGUCAUGGCCAGGAAAAGGGCCUGGUGCUUGUUCUCGGGCAGGGUGACGUUGGACAGCUUGGCCUGGGAGAGGAUGUGCUUGAAAGGAAGAAACCGGCCCUGUUGACUCUUCCUGAGGGCAUCGUGCAGGCCGUGGCAGGGGGCAUGCACACAGUCUGCCUCAGUGACACUGGAAAUGUUUAUACAUUUGGCUGUAAUGAUGAGGGCGCUUUGGGUCGCAACACAUCAGAGGAGGGCGCAGAGAUGGUUCCAGCCAAGGUGGACCUUGGAGAGAAGGUUGUACAGGUUUCUGCAGGGGACAGCCACACUGCUGCCCUAACAGAGGAGGGAGCUGUCUACGUCUGGGGCUCUUUUAGAGAUAAUAAUGGUGUCAUUGGACUCCUGGAGCCCAUGAAAAAGUGCAUGUUGCCUGUCAAAAUUCCUUUUGACAAGCCUGUGGUUAAAAUAGUCUCAGGAAAUGAUCACUUGGUGAUGCUGACUGUGAAUGGAGAGCUGUACACCUCAGGAUGUGGAGAGCAAGGCCAGCUAGGAAGGGUGGCCGAGCACUUCGCUAACCGUGGAGGCAGGAAAGGAUUGAUGAGGCUCCUGGAGCCGCAGAUGGUUACCAUGAAACCACGGGGCAAGUUCGUCUUCACCGAUGUCUUUUGUGGAGCAUACUUCACGUUUGCUGUGUCUAAAGAGGGUCAUGUUUAUGGCUUUGGCCUGUCCAAUUACCACCAGCUUGGUACCCAAAGCACAAACACCUGCUUUGUUCCUGUCAAGCUCACCUCUUUCAAGAACUCCACCACCUCCUGGGUGGGUCUCUCUGGGGGACAGCACCACACUCUGUGUCUGAAUUCUGAAGGACAAGUGUACAGUCUUGGUCGGGCCGAGUAUGGCCGAUUGGGCCUUGGGAAGGAUGCAGGAGAGAAGAGUGAGCCCACAUCAGUCUCUGGUAUCAGUGACGCUCAAGUAGUCGCCUGUGGUGCCUCAGUAAGCUACGCUGUCACCAAACAAGGCUCUGUGUUUGCCUGGGGCAUGGGCACCAACCUGCAGCUGGGCACAGGAGAGGAGGAUGAUGAAUGGAGCCCUGUGGAGAUGACAGGCAAGCAGCUGGAGAAUCGUGUAGUUUUUUCAGUGUCCAGUGGAGGGCAACACACAGUCCUGCUGGUCAAAGACAAGCAGGAGAGCUGAUCUUGGUCUCCUUGACUGAAAAAAGCUGAGCCAAACUACUGUAUCAGUGGUAACUGUAACCUAUAGCUUGAUCAAGAUCGGGGAGUCUGAGGUUGGUAAUACUUCCUGUGCUGAGCUAAGCCAGCAACUGAGGGGAGAUGAGGGGUUUUGAAGAGGGUAGGAUGAGUAUCAUCUAAUUAAAUUUUUAUCCCACUUUAUGGGAAAUGCAAACAUUCACUGGGUAUGGUCCAGUAGAUGAUGAUCAAAGAGAAUAUUUUUUUAUGGACUUUCUUUGCUUUAUUUUCUUAAUUCUUUUUAACAACAAUCUGUAGUACACUUUCUUGGAGACUGCCUGUUGUGAGUGAUUGUAUGCAUGUAUGAACUGAAAACAAUUUAAUGAGUCUUUUAGAGAAUUCCCAGAUAGUGUGGUGGUUUUUUUUUUUUUUUUUUUUUUUUAAUUCCACAUUUUCAUCUUGGCAAUAAAAGGUUACAAGAGCAGGUAUAAUCACAAAAUUUGGUAUUUCUGUAUUUUGCAGUGUUAAACUGUUUCCCUAAAAUCUUAAAUAUAAUUUAAUGAUUGUAUUCAUGCGUUUCUGGCCCUGUGGACAAUUAAUAAAAAUUAAAAUCUUUA